Medicago truncatula (barrel medic) is the source of this 1299-nucleotide messenger RNA. RefSeq names its product BURP domain protein RD22. NCBI's taxonomy places the organism in Eukaryota, Viridiplantae, Streptophyta, Magnoliopsida, Fabales, Fabaceae. The record is from RefSeq and is a predicted model, not a curated record. The transcript is spliced from 3 exons. Bases 96 to 1076 code for a protein of 326 amino acids.
GCACCUUGUUUUUCAUUCCAUCUCAACUUCUCAUUAAUAUUUCUUCAAUAAGACUAUCAUUUUCUUUUUAAGAGUUUCAGCUUCACUAAUCCAAUAUGGAGUUCCAUCUCUUUCACAUCAUUACUUCUCUCAUGCUUGUGCUAGUGGGAACUAAUGCUGCAAUAUUUCCACCUCAAUAUUACUGGAAGUCCAUGCUUCCCAACUCUUCAAUGCCAAAAGCCAUUACUGAUCUUCUAAACCCUGCUGGAUAUUGGAGUAAAGAGAAAGCAACAAUGGUGGAUGUAAGCAAGGGUGGUGUAGAUGUUGGAGUCAGAAAAGUGUAUGAAGGAGGUGGCACUUAUGUGAAUGAUGAAAAAUUUCCAUUUGUUCCAUUCUUUUACUUGUAUGCUUUAAAUGAGUCUCAAAUUCAAUUACAUGAUAAACAAAAUGUCACACUUUUCUUCUUGAAAAAAGAUUUGCAUCAUGGAACAAAAUUGAACUUGCAAUUCACAAAUAAUAGUGGAGCAAAAUUCUUGCCUAAAGAAGUUGCUAAUUCCAUACCCUUUUCAUCAAACAAAAUGGAAAACAUACUCAACAAGUUUUCCAUCAAGGAAGGAUCAAAGGAAGCUGAAAUUGUGAAGAGAACAAUAAGUGAGUGUGAAGCAAAUGGCAUCAAAGGUGAGGAAAAGCUUUGUAUAACUUCAUUGGAAUCUAUGGUUGAUUUCACCAUUUCGAAACUCGGAAACAAUGUUGAAGCUGUUUCAACAGAAGUGGAUAAAAAUAGUAAUGGUUUGCAACAAUAUGUAAUAGCAAAAGGAGUGAAGAAAUUGGGUGAGAAGAACAAAACUAUUGUGUGUCACAAAGAGAAUUACCCUUAUGCAGUUUUUUACUGUCAUAAAACUGAUUCAACUGAAGUUUACUCUGUGCCAUUGGAAGGUGUUGAUGGAAACAUGGUUAAAACUAUUGCUGUUUGUCACACUGAUACAUCAGAAUGGAAUCCUAAACAUUUGGCUUUUUAUGUGCUUAAAGUUCAACCAGGGACUGUUCCUAUUUGUCACAUCCUCCCACAGGAUCAUGUUGUUUGGGUUUCCAAGUGAAAAUAUAACCUCUUUCAUCAAUAGUUGUAUCCUUGAAUAAUGAGCACUAUAUAGCAACUACUUUAAAUAUUUUAAAUUAUAAAACAUGUACAUGUGUACCAUGUUAAAUUAUGUUUUAUGCUUACAAGUUUGUGUAACAAUGAUGAUUCAUUAGUGUAUUUGGAAAGUAGGCCCUUGUGUCCGUUAAAUCUAUAACUAUAUAAAUAAAGUUGCUUUAAUUUGA